GUAUUAAUAAUCUGGACCGGUUUUCCGGUCAAAUGUGAUGUCAUGAUUGCUACACGCAACGGCUGCCCUUUGCUGAUAACGUAGGCUACAUAACGGAGAGGCGGGACUGGUACCUUACAGAGCUGCUUAAUGUCUGUGUUCAGUAUCCGUGCAAUACAGCACACUUGAGAAACUCAGGGAUAUUACGCUCCAGCCAUGCGAUACACUCUAUAUAUAUUCCUGUUAUGCAUCACCUAUUGUGUUGUACUGGUCAAGGGCGCACGGACAUUAGAUCAUGUGGAGCGCUACGAUGUCGUCCGACCUCAGAGACUGACUGGUCGGGUCAAAAGAAGCAUUUUCUCAAACCAGGUUUAUCCUGAUGGGCUACAAUAUGUAUUAACCAUUUCUGGAGAGAACUACACAAUUCAUCUUGACAAGAAUAGGCAACUUAUUGGGAGGCAUUACACUGAAACGAACUAUUCUGAAGAUGGAAAGCGGGUGACAACAUUUCCAAAUUAUGAGGACCACUGCUAUUAUCAUGGUCAUAUUCAAGGCAUUGAAGAUUCAUCCGUUAGUGUUGGAAUCUGUUCUGGCAUUAGUGGCUUUGUGAGGGCUGAGCAGAAGGUCUACUUGAUUGAGCCUUUAGGAGACUCUGCCGAUGGGGAGCAUGCUCUGUACAGGCAGGAGCACCUCAGAGCCAACAGGGCCAGCUGUGGUCACUCCAACGACAGCACGGUCUAUGACCAUGACCAGGGCCCGGCCCCCAGACUCUCGGGCCUCUUCAAGUCCAAAGGCUGGAAAAGUAAACCCAUCACUGGGCCUGAAAGAUUUGUGGAGAUGUAUCUGGUGGCUGACUACACAGAGUCCAAAAUAUUUGGAAGCGAAACCAAAGCUCGGAUGCUGGAAAUUGCCAAUCAUGUUGAUAAGUUGUAUCGGCCAUUGAACAUCCGGGUCAUGCUGGUGGGGUUGGAGAUGUGGACUACCAGGGAUCACAUUGACGUCACAGCCAGUCCUGAGAACACCCUGGAUAGGUUUCUCCAGUGGCGUCAAGACGACCUUCUAAAGAGGGUAAAGCAUGACAAUGCCCAGUUUGUCACUGGUAAAGAUUUCUUGGGCGAUACUGUCGGACUGGCAAAUAAACUUGCCAUGUGCACUGGAAGUUCAGGUGCAGUCAACCAGGACCACAAUAGAAACCCAAUUGGCAUUGCCUCGACCAUCGCUCAUGAGAUGGGCCACAACCUGGGCAUGUCCCAUGAUACUUCAGGCUGCACCUGUGGGACAUCGCUGUACAACGACAACUGUGUCAUGGCAGAUCGGCUCAGGUCAGUGUACCCAGAGCUGUUCAGUGGCUGCAGUCAGGAGCAGCUGAGUGACUUCCUGGAGAGAGCCAAUCCCAGCUGUCUGCUGGACACACCCGGCUCUGACAGGCUGUAUGUGGGGCCUGCCUGUGGCAAUGCCUUCCUGGACCCUGGAGAGGAGUGUGACUGUGGAACUGUGGAGGAGUGUAAGAAUCCCUGCUGUGACCCCACAACCUGUCGCCUCACUGAGGGGUCCAGCUGUGAUCAUGGAACAUGCUGCGAAAACUGCCAACUUAAACAGGCAACCAGUUUGUGUAGAACAGCUUCCAGUGAUUGUGACCUGGCAGAGUAUUGCACUGGAACUUCAGAGCAUUGCCCAGAAGAUACCUUCAAAAUGAACGGGAAACCUUGCAACUAUAGUCAGGGGUACUGCUACAAUGGGCAAUGCCCAACACUUCAGCAACACUGCAAGAGACUGUGGGGACCAGCGGCACAAGUAGGCACGGAUUCCUGCUUUAAUCUAAACCUGGGUGGCAUCGAAGGAGCCCACUGCGGAAGGACCAAAUACGGCUUUGCGCGUUGCACGCCACAGAAUAUAAAAUGUGGAACGCUAUUUUGCUCGGGAGGGGAUGAGUAUCCCAUCACUGGGCAGAAGGCCUCCUAUACAAUGAGGGGAACAUGCAACAUAGCAGUGGACCAGGAUAAGAUAAGAGCCCUCGACAUGGUCCCGACAGGAACCAAAUGUGGAAUGAAUGAGGUUUGCUAUGAUCACAAAUGCCAAGAUGUCAAAGUCUAUGGUCAAACGGAGGACUGUUCAUCAAAAUGCCACAACAAUGGGAUUUGCAACAACAAGGGACAGUGCCACUGUAACCCAGGUUGGGCUCCACCCUACUGUGACGUCAAGUAUUCAGACGUGCCUCAAGACCAGUUUGGGGUGGUAGCUGGUGUCUCUGCAGCGAUAGCUGUCUUGUUGCUGCUUACUUUCCUGGUUGCAGGACUGAUGUGCUGCAAGAAGGACAAGAGAGAGAACUACAUUUCCAAAAGGAAAGCCCACUCUACUCCGGGCCAGUUGAACCCAAUGUUCCAGGAGAGGAGUGGAAAGGGUAAUCCUCUUAGCAAGCCCCCCCAAAUCAGCCAACCCACCUUCAUGGAGUCAUCUGCAACACAAGCCUGCACCCCUCUGUCUGUCACUGUGGUCCCUUCCAGGCCCCCUCCACAGCCACCAAAGAGCUUGCCUGCAGUGCUGCCACAGUCUUGCAUUGAACCGACUAAACCCCUACCUCCACCAAAGCCUUUGCCGACUCUGAGUAGCACACCGAAAAUCAAGCAUGUUGUCCUAGUGCCACCAGUCAAGGCCACAGCACCAAUGGUACCCAGCAAAUACCCACAGCAGACCUCAGGAGGAGCAGGCCACAAGAUUGCACUGAAGCCUCCCCCCAUGCCACGUCGAUGAUGACUACUGCAUGUGCAUAUGUUGACUCAUAGGAAGACAGACCUUUGAUGAGUCCAGUUCUUGUUUCAGACUCUAGGAGGUCCUGAAUGACCGAGCCUAAUAUCAACUGUGGAGAAUGUCUUUGAAAACUCAACAUCAACAUAGUGAUGUCUCAGAAUGUGCUUCUCAACCACUGUGGAAAAGUGGUUUGGAAAAUGCUGGAACAGAUUGCUGGUGCAUUUCUCAUGCAGUGUUUUUCUUUCUUCAAUUACUGUAUGGUAGAAAACAUGUUACAGUAGACCAUUCCCUUUGACAUGAACCUAGCAGUUGCACUUAGGUUGCCUCUGUUUACACUUUUUACAAGGGGGAAAGCCUAAUUCUACUUUGGAAUUCCUGUACUUAUGAAUGUUAAUUUACUGUUUCAUGAUCUCAAGCCAGUGUGCCUUUAAAAAAAUAAGUAUUACAUUGAUGUAUGUUCUUUUUUCAAGAUAUUACAAAUGAAUGGUACAUAUGAGAGGUACAGUGCCUUCAGAAAGUAUUCACACCUCUUGACUUUUUCCACAUUUUGUUGUGUUACAAAGUGGGAUAUAAAUGGAUUUAAUUGUCAUUUAUUGUCAACGAUCUACACAAAUCUAAUGUCAAAGUGGAAUAUCUUGAUUUAGAUAAGUAUUCAACCUGAGUCAAUACAUGUUAGAAUCACCUUUUGCAGCAAUUACAGCUGUGAGUCUUUCUGGGUAAUUUUAAGGGCCAGAUUCCGACCCGAGUUAAGCACAUAAAUGGAACGUAAUUCCUUUUUCUGCACUUUUCUCUAUGCGUAUUCUGACCUUGAACUUAAGCAGGAGAAUAGCAUGCUAUUCAGUUUGGGUAGACAUCGAAUAAAUGAAGGUGUGUCUACAGAUAUGCCAUACUCUGA
Messenger RNA from Salvelinus fontinalis (brook trout), 3622 nucleotides. Its product is annotated as disintegrin and metalloproteinase domain-containing protein 8-like. Gene Ontology annotation, biological process: regulation of cell-cell adhesion; proteolysis; inflammatory response. The record is from RefSeq and is a predicted model, not a curated record. The transcript has 23 exons. Gene Ontology annotation, molecular function: metalloendopeptidase activity; cell adhesion molecule binding. The coding region runs from base 196 to 2730 and encodes 844 amino acids. NCBI's taxonomy places the organism in Eukaryota, Metazoa, Chordata, Actinopteri, Salmoniformes, Salmonidae.